CAGAAGCCGGGACGGGCGGCUGAUGUUGAAGCGCAGCCAUGGUCUGGAAGAAACUGGGCUCCGGCAAUUUCUCCGACUGCCCCAAUGGCUCCCGCCAGUGGAUAUGGGACGUGUUUGGCGAAUGCGCCCAGGACGGCUGGGACGAGGCCAGCGUGGGCCUGGGCUUGAUCUCCAUUGUCUGUUUUGCAGCAUCCACCUUCCCCCAGUACAUCAAGGCCUGCAGGACAGGCAACAUGGACCAGGCGCUGUCUCUGUGGUUCCUUUUGGGCUGGAUCGGAGGAGACUCCUGCAACCUCAUUGGCUCCUUCCUCGCUGACCAGCUGCCCCUGCAGAGCUACACGGCGGCGUACUACGUGCUGGCCGACCUGCUGAUGCUGGCCCUCUACUUUCACUACAAGUUUAAGAAGCGCCCCUCUCUGCGGUCUACCCCCAUCAAUUCCGUGCUGCUCUUCAUCCUGGGGGUGGUGUGUGCCUUCCCGCUGCUGAGGACCACUGGCCCGGUGGCUGCCCCGAGGGAGGUCUUCCGGGGCCGCACGCUCCUGUCAGUGGAGCCGGGCAGUAAGCCCUUCACUCGGCAGGAGAUCAUCGGCUUCGCCAUCGGCUCCGUCUCCAGUGCGCUCUACCUGCUGUCCCGGCUGCCUCAGAUCCGCACCAACUUCCUGAGGAAGUCAACGCAGGGCGUCUCCUACUCGCUGUUCGCCUUGGUGAUGCUGGGGAACACGCUGUACGGGCUGAGCGUGCUGCUCAAAAACCCUGAGGCGGGCCAGAGCGAGGGCAGCUACCUGCUGCACCACCUGCCCUGGCUCAUGGGCAGCCUGGGCGUGCUGUUGCUCGACACCGUGAUCUCCAUACAGUUCCUGGUGUACAGGGACACGGCCACCUCCUCGGAGCGUCAGCCCCUCCUCCCCAGUUGACCCGGACCCAGGCCAAGCCCGGGACUACGGGGCCCUCCAGAUGCCGCUCCCAGGAAGGGUCAAGUGUGGGCAGACAAGGUGCUGCUGACUCUGGACUGGCCGUGGAGGUGGCCGGGGGCGCCUUGAGGGCCUGGCCCAGCCGCCGCCCCCACCUCGGAAACCUGGCCGACUCUUCCAGGAACCCUGACUGGCUGACUCUUCAGGGAGCGGGGAGCGAGAGGGGUGCAGGGGCCAGCCCCCCCCCCCCGAGUCUGAGGCUGCUGUCCUUGGGAGCCUCGAGGGAGGGGCUGCAGAGGAGACCUCGGCCCCUCCGAAGGCAGUGGGCGCCCCUCAACCCACUUCCCUCCAUCUGCCUGCACACCCCCUGGAGCGGGGUGCAUCUGCAGCCGGGUGUCCCCAGGACUGUCCCGUUGACUGCAGACAGCCCAGUAAACGAUACCUCCC
This is a messenger RNA of Neomonachus schauinslandi (Hawaiian monk seal), 1358 nucleotides long. It is a transcript of the gene SLC66A1, whose product is annotated as solute carrier family 66 member 1. The coding region runs from base 39 to 914 and encodes 291 amino acids. Lineage: Eukaryota; Metazoa; Chordata; Mammalia; Carnivora; Phocidae. The record is from RefSeq and is a predicted model, not a curated record. The transcript is spliced from 8 exons.